Molecule: messenger RNA, 1848 nt
Organism: Anisakis simplex (herring worm)
Lineage: Eukaryota; Metazoa; Nematoda; Chromadorea; Rhabditida; Anisakidae
Source: the annotation of a GenBank genome assembly
AUGGGUUCCGUGUCAAAUUCAAAUAGUAUCAUAUAUAGCGAUAAUGUCUCUGAUGGUAACAGCAAUAAAACUAACAGUAACAGUACUAAAACCAAACACAUUAAUGAGGACAAGAAGAGUAAUAGUGGUGAUAGCGCUGUUAGUCAUGAAAAGUGUAAUGGAGGCAUCCGAUUCGAUCCGAGUGUAGAUACCGAAACAAAACGGAAAUCGAGUGCAACGGUUCGUGUUAUAAGGAGACGACAAAGUGGAUACGGUAUUGCGAUCACUAGUGAUAGUACAGCGAAAAUGCGCUGUCGUAUGAGAAAGCAACUUUUUGUUAAACGAAAUAAAGUGUGCGAUUUAUCGUUGGCAUUGGCUCUAGUUGGAUUGAUCCUGGUUGUUAUCGAUGCAGAAGUAACGGCGUUAUCCGAUGAUACCAGUGUUUCAAAGCGACAUCCAAUGUCUAUAUUAUUGCGUUCAUUGUGUGUGAUCAGUACGAUAGCUCUAAUGGCAAGUUUGGUGAACUACCAUGCGAUUGAAGGUGCGGAAUUCAAGCGGAAGGAUAGCUUUCAUAAAUAUGAGUUGAAAGUUCUCGUGUCAUUUUGCUCCAUGGCUAUUUGCACGUUUCUGGAGGAUGUUUCGUCCAUUUUGGUGAAAAUAGCGUUAAUAGAUAGUGGUGCAGACGAUUGGAGAGUCGCACUCACAACCGAGCGAAUUAUCAAACUCGCAAUCGAACUAUUCGUUUGUGCAAUAUGCCCACUUCCAGGUACCGGUACUAUGAGUUGGCCAUUCAUACAUCCGGAAAAUCAGAAAGUUACAAUGGUUGAUGUUCCACUGGAUGUGGUACUAUCCGUACCGAUGUUUCUGCGCUCAUAUUUGCUGUGUAGAUUCAUGGUUUUGCACAGCAAGCAAUUCCAGGAUGCAGCNGAAUAUAGUACAUUGAUCGCGUAUUUCAGCUACGAUGGACGUGUCCCUGCUGAACACUAUUAUCUAAAUUCGAUGUGGUUCAUCAUGGUUACAUUCAUGUCAAUUGGUUAUGGAGACAUAGUACCCAAUACUUAUUGCGGUCGAACAUUGUCGAUAACUACUGGCAUCGUGGGUGCCGGAGUUUCAUCGGCGUUGAUUGCGGUGAUAUCUCGAAAACUGGAAUUGAGUCGCGCCGAAAAGCAUGUCAACAACUUUAUGGCUGAUUCGAAGCUGACAAAUCAACGCAAAAAUGCCGCAGCAUCUGUGCUGCAAGAGACAUGGUUCAUUCAUAAAUACAAAACCUCAUGUACAAAAGGUGAUGACUUGAGAUUAAGACAGCAUCAACGACGUUUUUUGCAUGCAAUCAACGAGUUUAGACGAAUUAAGUGGGAUCAGCGUAAGCUUCAAGAGAAAGGAAAUUCGCUGCUCGACGUCGGCAAGUUACACAACGAAAUGCACGAAACGUUAUGGGAGAUGCAUCGGACUCAAGACCAAUUCAUCGCACAGGUUGAUUUACUGACACAAAAAAUCAUUGAGCUGCAGAAUGCGUUAUUGUUGCAACAACAACAACAACAGCAACAGCAACAACAGCAGUCGAAUCAAUCGCAAUAUAAUGUUGCGAAUAACAACAAUAACAACAACAUUAACAUUAAUAAUAAUAAUAAUAGUAAUCUGAACAGUAUCCUGACUAACAGCAACUUCACUCAGCAGCAGCAGCAGCCAGAUGUGUCUAUUAGACAGUCCGCAUCGGCUUCGUUAAAUAUGAAUUCAGCGCAAGGAACUGCUGUUGCUGCUGCUGCUUAUCCCACUCCCGUUGUGGAUCCUAACACUGAUAUCGUCAUGGACACUGGUAGCAAUAUCGGCGAUCAUUUUGACAACAAUAACGUACCUCUGAAUGCAUGA